This is a messenger RNA of Glossina fuscipes, 1671 nucleotides long. Its product is annotated as F-box/LRR-repeat protein 2-like. Bases 1 to 1671 code for a protein of 556 amino acids. Gene Ontology annotation, cellular component: SCF ubiquitin ligase complex. The transcript has a single exon. Lineage: Eukaryota; Metazoa; Arthropoda; Insecta; Diptera; Glossinidae. The record is from RefSeq and is a predicted model, not a curated record. Gene Ontology annotation, molecular function: protein binding. Gene Ontology annotation, biological process: SCF-dependent proteasomal ubiquitin-dependent protein catabolic process.
AUGUCAUAUACUUUAACUGCAUUACCAACGGAUGCCCAAGACGCGCUAUUACCUGACUUGCCAAACGAAAUUUGGAUAAAAAUUUUCACCUAUUUAACCCACGGAGAUCUACAGCAAGUCAAACUGGUCUGCAAGCACUGGUGUGAUUUAUGCCGUGUACCUGAGUUGAAACGCAAAUCGAAAUUGGUGAUUACUGCUGACAAUUUGAAAGAUUUGUCCCAAGUCCUCAAGAGGAAUCCGGAAAUUUGUAAAUGUCUACAAUACGAAUGUUUAGAGUUGCAUGGCGUAAAAGUGGAAAAGGAUUUGUUAACAGCUUUUGAGUACUUGGGUUAUUACAUACGACAACUGAAACUGCAUGAAUCUCCGGUAUUUUGUGUACUUAACGAUUAUUUACCGGAACUAGAAGAGUUGAUUUUAACUCGUAUACCAAGCAUACAAAGCUAUGUCAAUAAUUUCUCGGUGGAUUUGUAUAAAUUUCCGAAAUUCAAAUCCUUGCAUAUGUCGUGCGCUGGUGUUACUUAUUAUAUAAAAAUUCAAUUACUUCGGAAUUUAAUAUACGAUCAAUGUGAGCAUUUGGAACGAUUGAGUCUCGAAUUUGAUAGAAGUCAAGAGGAUUUAAUUUUAUAUACGUUGGAAUUACACGCUGAUUCAUUACGUCAAUUGGGUAUCGGAAAUCAUUGGAAUUCGAAGCCGUCAACUUUAAUAAAAUGGCAGCGAACUUUUGAAAAGUUUACUAAACUUGAAGUAUUGAAGAUAACCGGUAAUUGUAGUUAUAAUUGGUUAAAAAUCAUUUUGGAAAGUCUCGGUGCAGAAAAUCGUUUGCGAGCAAUAGAUUUGAGCGGCAGUUUAGAAUUAAGUGACGAUUUAUUAAAAUUAAUUGUACGAAAAUGGUCAAAUUCUGUCGAAUCAUUGGACUUGAUGUUUUGCCAAUGCAUAACGGACGAUGGUUUAAAGCAACUGGGUGCGAUAAAAAACAAAUUACAUCAUUUGAAUUUGGCCAAGUGCCGUUUGACAGCUGAAGGUCUCUUGCAAGGUAUAGUUGAGAACACUAAUUACGCUUUACGUAGCUUAAAUUUAAGUCAUAUUACGAAUAUGGCGGAGGGAUGUAUAUGUUUAUUAGCUCAAAGAUUAUGUAAUUUAACUACACUUAAUUUGGAAAACUGCUAUGAAGCUGUAACCGAUUCAUCUUUGUAUUAUAUUUUUCGUUAUCUGAGACGUUUGAGACAUCUUAUUUUAGACGAUUGCAUACACGUUACUGACGAAGGGCUCAUUGGCGCGGAUCCCUCAAAGCCUGCCAUAAGCAAUUUAAAGGGACUUCAGACACUUAGUUUAUGUGGUUGUUGCAACCUAUCUAAUAGAUCACUUAGCGAAGCGUUGAAUUUCCAAGAAUUGCGCAAACUUGAAUUAAGUUACUGUCAUAAUAUAUCGUCAAGCGCUAUCGAAGGUCUUGUCCAACAUUGUCCCGCCCUCGAAGAUCUGACGAUUUCGAGUUGCUUUUUGCUCGCCGAUAAUUCUGUUCUGCAAAUAGUUGCAGGCUUACCUCGUUUACGAAAAUUGAAUGUUCGAAAUUGUAUCAACUAUAACGCACAUUCCAUACACUACGAAAUGACUUAUACAUACAAAAAAUUGCAAGAAUUGACCAUGAAAGGUGCAAAUGCGUUGGAAGUGUAA